This is a messenger RNA of Rasamsonia emersonii CBS 393.64, 372 nucleotides long. RefSeq lists its product as uncharacterized. The coding region runs from base 1 to 372 and encodes 123 amino acids. Lineage: Eukaryota; Fungi; Ascomycota; Eurotiomycetes; Eurotiales; Trichocomaceae. The transcript is spliced from 2 exons. The record is from RefSeq and is a predicted model, not a curated record.
AUGGCCACAUGGCCCUCGGAGUUUGCCAAUGUUCUUGAUUUUGGAACAAUGGACCAAUAUAUCAACGCUUUUCGCCAGGCUGUAAGAAACGCGAACCGCAUUGACGGGACGCAAAUUCAACCGCGUGCGGCAGCAUUGCUUAUGCUACGUGGAAUUCAGAACAAGUUGCCCAUGUGGGUGACUACAAUCAAAUACAAUAUUAGCAAGCGGGCUGAACCUGGUAAGAUGACGGAGAUGGAGCUUUUAGAGCUCUGCGAAAAAGCCAUCGACCAAGGUAGGGAGCGUGAGCCACAUCCUGAACGGAUGGGUUAUAGAGAUACUGCCGAACAAUGUGCAGUGCCACUUGCACUUGUGCCUCCCGCAUGGUUGUGA